This is a messenger RNA of Rosa chinensis, 6556 nucleotides long. RefSeq lists its product as uncharacterized. The record is from RefSeq and is a predicted model, not a curated record. Bases 338 to 6115 code for a protein of 1925 amino acids. The transcript is spliced from 11 exons. Gene Ontology annotation, molecular function: ADP binding; ATP hydrolysis activity. NCBI's taxonomy places the organism in Eukaryota, Viridiplantae, Streptophyta, Magnoliopsida, Rosales, Rosaceae.
UAGCCCAAGACGUGACAUUUGAGUUCCUUUAUAGCUGCAAACCAAAAGAGUUGCUUUACAUUUAGCUUCUUCUAUGCAGCAAAAAAAGCACUAAAAUGAAACAGAUCAGUUACUCUUGCAUUCUUAUGUCUGAAAGAUUAAAGCUUCACUGCAGUGAAAGAGUUGACGGAUUACAUUCUUACUGUGGUGUUCUAAGCGAAGGAAACUGAGAACCAACUAGAUUCUUUUCCAAGUCAUAACCAAAAGAUUGUGGCAUACAGAAUUUUUAGUACUCCUACCUUCUCGGUGUUUCCUUGGAAAUUUGAAGAGCAACGAUCUUCAUUUAUAAUACAUAGACAUGGAGAUUAUUACUGGAACUGCUACAGAUCUUGUUGGAAAGAUUUUUGGGUACGUGGGUUCAACCGUUGGACGGCAAGUGGGUUAUUUAAUCCACUACAAACGCAACCUUGAAAAUCUACAGAAUGAAGUGGCCAAAUUAAGAGUUGCAAAGCAAACAAUGAGUGAGAAGAUUACCGUCGCUGAAGCCAAGGGUGAAAAGAUUCAUUCGAAGGUCCAGGUGUGGCUGAAAGAUGUGGCUAAAACUACGAAGCAGGCAGAAGGACUGUUGAAAGACAAGCAACAAGCAACUGCUGAUGAUGCAAACAAUUCGUUGAAAGAUGAAGGCCAACCAAAGACGGAGUGUGUCCAUGGGUUUUGUCCAAAUCCGAUGCUCCGUCGUCGUCGAAGCAAGAAAUCGUUGGCAUUGAUUGAGGAUGUUACCAAGCUGAUCAAUGAAGAAAGAGAACUUUCUGACAUUUCAUACCUUCCCCCCAAAGAUCUACAGACUGAAGUGGACAAAUUAAAUGUUGCUAAACGCACGGUAGCUGAGAAGGUCACUGCAGCUGAAGCGAGGGGUGAAAAAAUCCAUGCGAAGGUCGAGGACUGGCUAAAAAGAGUGGAUGAGAUUAUUGAAAAAGCGGAAGCAUUCUUGAAAGACAAGCACCAACAAAUUGAAGAGGCAAGCGAAUUGAAUGAUGAAAUCCAAGCAAUUGAUGAAAAGCCAGACACCUCCUUAAGUCAUGGAAGCAAGGAAUCAUUGGAAUUGCUGCAGGUGGUUACUGAACUCUACGAGAUGAGAGAAUUUUCUGAUAUUUCAUACGUUCUUCCGGCAGAAGAUGUAUGUAUCGCAUCUGACGAAGACUACGAGGAAUUUGAUUCAAGAACUUCAAUACUGGAGAAAAUCUUGAAGGAAUUGGGAAAUUCUAGUUCUGAAAUGAUUUUGGUGUAUGGUGUUGGGGGUGUGGGAAAGACCACGCUCGUUGAAGAAGUUCUAAGGAAAACUCAAAAAGAGAAAUUCUUUGAGGAUGCAGUAAUGGUACGGGAUGUGAAAAUUCCAAACUUGGAAGCAAUUCAAAAUCAAAUUAUUGACAAGUUAGGUGUGGACAUUUCGGAAGCUCGGACUCUACCUGGAAGAGCCGAUAAAAUAAAUGAAAGAAUCAAGGACAAGAAGACUCUUGUCAUUUUUGAUGAUGUUUGGGGAGAACUUGAUUUGAAGGCUGUGGGACUUCCCCACAAAUCCACUUGUAGAAUAUUGUUGACAUCCAGGAGUCAACAAGUGUUUUCUCAUAAGAUUAAGCAAAAAGGGUUUCCGCUUGGGGUUUUAGAUGAUAAGGAGGCAUGGGCUUUAUUUGAGAAGAAAGCCGGCGAUGUUGUUGCAGAUCCUACUAUUCAACCUAUAGCAACUCAAGUAGCCAAAAAAUGUGGAGGGUUGCCUGUUUUCAUUAUCACUGUUGCAAGAGCUUUAGAAAACAAGCCUCUAUCCAUCUGGAAAGAUGCUUUGCGACGCCUCGAAAAUUUUGAUGAGAAAGAAGACUUAACUCAAAAGGCCUACUCGGGUAUCGAGUGGAGUUACAGUCAACUGAGUGACAAGGAUCAGCUUCAGCCAUUGUUCUUGUUGUGUGGUCUUAUUGCAAAGGGCAACUAUGUUUCAUUUGCAGACUUGUUGAAAUAUAGUAUAGGUUUGGGUUUGUUUGAAGACUAUACCGUGGAAGACGCACGAAAUGCCUUGUAUCAACAGGUUUACAAGCUUAAAAGUUCUAGUCUAUUGCUAGACGGUGAUGAUGGUACAUGUGUCAGAAUGCACGAUCUUGUACAUGAUGUUGCUAACAGGAUUGCAUACAGAGAUCAUCAUGUGUUGGUUGAAGAUGGAGGUCAUGAGAGGAAAAAAUGGCCAAAUGAAGAUUUCUUUACUGAGUGCAGUAAGAUCUGUUUGCCUUGUCGCAAUAUUGCCACCCUUCCUCAAGUACCUUGGCAAUGCCCGAAAUUGGAGAUGUUUCAUUUGCACCGUGAAAGUGAUGAUUCCUCGCCUGAAAUACCAAGCAACUUUUUCGUGGAGAUGAAAAAACUCAAAGUAUUGGGUUUAAGCAAUGUGCCUCUUCUUCCGCUACCCCCAUCUAUUUCAUUUUUAAAGAAUCUCCAAACAUUGUGUUUAGAUGGAUGCAUGUUUGAAGACAUUGCUCUAGUUGGAGAGCUAAGAAACUUAGAAGUUCUUAGCCUUGUAGAAUCCAAGGUUAAACAAUUACCCAAAGAAAUUGGGCAGUUAACCCGUCUGCGGUUGGUGGAUUUGUCUGAUUGCUAUGAACUUAAAGUGAUUCCAGCUGGUGUCAUUUCAAAUUGGACAAGACUUGAAGACUUGAGAAUGAGAAACAGCUUUAACAAUUGGGAGAGUAGAGAAGUCAUCUGUGAAACAAGUAAUGCUAGCCUUUUGGAGCUGAUGAACUUGCCCAAGCUAACCGCAUUAGAAGUACACAUUCCAGAUACCGACAUUCUUCCAGCAAAGUUUUUCUCUGACAGGUUGGAAAAAUACCAAAUAUUUAUUGUGUCGAUGAGCUGGUGGGAUCGUAUGUAUGAAACAACCGUCAACAAGCUUAUACUAGGGCCCAAUACCAGAUAUGAAUUGGACCAAGGUCUAAAAGCAUUGCUGAAGAGAUGUGGAGAUUUACGCUUUAUUGGGGCGCAAGAUGUUGAUUUUUCAUUUAUCUUGAAGACAGAGGUUGUGAUGUCCAGCUUAACAACUUUGGAGGUGUCAAAUUGUGAUGGUUUAAAAUACUUGUUAUCAUCUUCUAUAGCUAGAAGUCUUGUAAAACUCAAAAAGCUCAAGAUAUCAUGUUGUAAGGCCAUGGAAGAGAUAGUAUCAACAAGAGAAUCCCAAAAUAACAUAAUUUAUAAGCUAGAAAUCCUGGAACUGGAAGAACUUCCAAACCUUGCUAGAUUCUGCACAGCUGGAAGUUGUAUUGAAUUUCCAUCAUUGGAGAGACUGUAUAUGGAAGAUUGUAGUAAUAAACUAGGAGAAAGUACUGCAAAAGACACUACAUUCCGCAGAGAGAUUCAAGAGAGAGAGUUGGAUGAGAACUUUCAGGCCCACAAUGAGACUUGUAGCCAAAACUUUCUUUUUGACGAAAAGAUAAGAUCUCCAAGACUGGAGAUAUUGCAAAUCAUCAAUUACUACGGCAUGGACUAUAAAAAUAGGUUCUCGCAGACCAUAUGGCACAAUCAAUUGGAUCCAGACUCAUUUUGUAGACUCAGAGAAGUCUCUGUGGAAAAUUGUGUCAAUCUAAGAAGCAUUUUUCCACCUAGUAUGAUGGGAAGAUUGAGUGCUUUAGAAACCUUAGACAUAAAAGGUUGCGAGUCAAUGGAAGUGGUAUUUGAUGAACGUAGAGAAACUAAUGUCAACGAAACACAUGGCACAUCAACCACUCAGUUGAAAGACGGUCAAAAUCUAAAGUCAGUGGAUAUAUACAAUUGUCACAGAUUGAAAUACAUUUUUCCCUCAUCUAUGGUAACUGGUGGUCUUCAACAGCUGCAAAAGAUGAAAGCGGGUCGUUGUGAUGAAAUGGAGAGUGUUGUUGCCAAGGAAGAGGGGACUCUAGAAUCAACAAGGCAUCCCAACUUUGUGUUCCCAAAAGUUGAAUCUAUGAUUUUUGAAUCUAUGCAAAGGCUUAAGAGCUUCUAUCCCGGAAUGUAUAUUUCUGAGUGGCCCUUGCUCAAACAUUUCAAGUUUGAAGGUGAAGUGGAGAUUUUUGCUGCAGAACUAUCAGUCUUUCAGGAAAAGCAAAUGCAUGCCCCAACUAAACAACCUUUCUUGCUAAUUGAUAAGGUUGUGAUGCCCAUCUUAACAACUUUGGAGGUGUCAAAUUGUGAUGGUUUAAAAUACUUGUUAUCAUCUUCUAUGGCUAGAAGUCUCGUGAAACUCAAACAGCUCAAGAUAUCAAAUUGUAAGGCCAUGGAAGAAAUAGUAUCAACAAGAGAAUCCCAAAAUAACAUAAUUUCUAAGCUAGAAAUCCUGGAACUGGACGGACUUCCAAACCUUGCUAGAUUCUGCACAGCUGGAAGUUGUAUUGAAUUUCCAUCAUUGGAGAGACUGUAUGUGCGAGGAUGUAGUAAUAAACUAGGAGAAAGUACUGCAAAAGACACUACAUUCCGCAGAGAGAUUCAAGAGAGAGAGUUGGACGAGAACUUUCACGCCCACAAUGAGACUUCUAGCCAAAACUUUCUUUUUGACGAAAAGAUAAGAUCUCCAAGAUUGGAGAUAUUGCAAAUCAUCAAUUACUACGGCAUGGACUAUAAAAAUAGGUUCUUGCAGACCAUAUGGCACAAUCAAUUGGAUCCAGACUCAUUUUGCAGACUCAGAGAAGUCUCUGUGGAAAAUUGUGUCAAUCUAAGAAGCAUUUUUCCACCUAGUAUGAUGGGAAGAUUGAGUGCUUUAGAAACCUUAGACAUAAAAGGUUGCGAGUCAAUGGAAGUGGUAUUUGAUGAACGUAGAGAAACUAAUGUCAACGAAACACAUGGCACAUCAACCACUCAGUUGAAAGACGGUCAAAAUCUAAAGUCAGUGGAUAUAUACAAUUGUCACAGAUUAAAAUACAUUUUUCCCGCAUCUAUGGUAACUGGAGGUCUUCAACAGCUGCAAAAGAUGAAAGCGGGUUGUUGUGAUGAAAUGGAGAGUGUUGUUGCCAAGGAAGAGGGGACUCUAGAAUCAACAAGGCAUCCCAACUUUGUGUUCCCAAAAGUUAAAUCUAUGAUUUUUGAAUUUAUGCAAAGGCUUAAGAGCUUCUAUCCCGGAAUGUAUAUUUCUGAGUGGCCCUUGCUCAAACAUUUCAAGUUUGUACGUGAAGUGGAGAUUUUUGCUGCAGAACUAUUAGUCUUUCAGGAAAAGCAAAUGCAUGCCCCAACUAAACAACCUUUCUUGCUAAUUCAUAAGGGUUCAUUCCCCGUCUUGGAAAAAUUGGAGGUGUCUACCGCGGAGAUUUUGUAUGGUCCAUCUUCAUCCCCAGUAGAGUCGAUCUUUAGCAGACUAAAAUAUAUACAUUUUUGGAGCUGUAAACAACCCUGCCUCCAGCAUGCGGCAGUGCUUUUCCUUCAGAAAUUACCUAAUCUGGAAGUCCUAGAAUUGUACCAGUCUAUGGCCAAAAUAUUUGUGGACGAAAGAAAUGGUUGUGGGGAAACUGUAAGAGUUGGGUCCCUCCCACGUGUAAGAGUUCUAGGGCUCUCCUCUGUGGAUGUGAGGCAUAUUGGAAUAGAGAACCAACCAGGGGGCCCAGUUUUUCCUAACUUGGAAUCUCUUAACGUGAGCCACUGUCUCAGACUAGAGAAUUUAGUGUCAUCUGCAGUAUCCUUCCAGAAUCUAACAACGUUGGAAGUACAUGGGUGUGAUGGAUUGAAGUGCUUAGCACCUUCUUCGGUAGCUAAGAGCUUAGUGCAACUCACGAAUUUGACGGUGAGAUUUUGUAAAGAAAUUGUAGUAUUAGUGGCAGGCAACGAAGAUGAAGAUGAUGAUACAGAAAAUGAGAUUGCGUUCAGCCGGUUGCAAUAUUUGACACUUGACCGGCUAUAUAGUCUACAGGGCUUUUGCUCCCGAAAUUGCACUGCCAAACUGCCAUUGUCAAUCACUGUAGAUGUAAACUACUGCCCGAUUCAGUUGAAGAUUUCCCCUGAUGGGGUACCAAUAGCAGAAAGCGAUGAAAAAAUGAAGAUGGAUUUGGAGAUGUACAUGGAGCUGGAGAUGGAGAUCAAGAUGCAGAUGGAGAUGGAGAUGCAGACGCAUUCGGAGAUGGAGAUGAGGAUGGGAUGGAGAUAGAAGAUACAGCUGACGAUGACCACUCAACUGCCAAGUGAAAUAUCGCGGAAGAGGCCCCUGCUAUCGCUUGGCCAUAACAAUGGCGUUGCAAGACAUUUGAUAUUUACUUGCUGUCCUCGGGAAUGCUGUCAGUUUCGAUGUUAAGCUUAGUUUGAGAUAAGACUUGCAAGCUACUGCCUCAGAGAGAAAUUCCAGAAGGCAAGCCAAGAAAUGUGGAACACUCAUGUGUGCACCAUAUAAGUGUUUGGAACUGCUUGUUUGAUUUGUUCGUAUAGACACUGCUGCAUUCCUUUUGUUAAUUGUCUGUUUUUAGUCCACCUUUCAAAACUGGGACAUGAAAGUGCGGUAGUAGGUAAUAAUUCAUUAAUCUAUCCUGGGUGCUGGACUGGGAGCCUUGUUGAAUUUGGAUUUCUAUUCGGCUAUUCCGUUUUGUUUGCUUGA